Cololabis saira (Pacific saury) is the source of this 7826-nucleotide messenger RNA. RefSeq names its product protein tyrosine phosphatase receptor type K (gene ptprk). The transcript has 42 exons. Bases 196 to 4734 code for a protein of 1512 amino acids. Gene Ontology annotation, cellular component: membrane. The record is from RefSeq and is a predicted model, not a curated record. Gene Ontology annotation, molecular function: protein tyrosine phosphatase activity; protein binding. Gene Ontology annotation, biological process: protein dephosphorylation. NCBI's taxonomy places the organism in Eukaryota, Metazoa, Chordata, Actinopteri, Beloniformes, Belonidae.
AAAGUGUGGUGUCCGCGCGCGCCCGCAGCAAGCGAAGAGCGAGAAACCCGGAGAAGGAGAGAAUGGGGCGACUGAAUCCACAACAAGAAGAGGAAUAAUAAUAACCCACCGACGAGAAGACCGAGAAACACUCGUAGACGGAGGAGAACUAAGAGACGAAGAAAAGUUUGGGCAGAGGAACAGACUCUUGCGGCCAUGGAUACACUUUCCUCUGUAUUCCUGAGAGUCCUGUUUCUCUGGUCGACCGUCGGUCGCGUCUCCGCUCAAUUACCGACAGCUCAUAUGGGGCGUGCUGAAAAGGGAAGCUGUACGUUUGAUGAGGGCUUCUCUCAGUGUGAUUACCAACAAGAUCCUUAUGACGACUUUGACUGGAUGCACAUCAAUACCCAGGAAGUGCCAUAUGUUUCACCAGACCUGCCGCAAGGUUCCUACAUGUAUGUUGAUGUAUCUCAGUAUGAUGUUGGCGAGAAGGCCAGGUUUCAGCUGCCAGUGAUGAAGGAGAAUGAUACUCACUGUAUCGACUUCAACUAUCUCCUCAGCAGCCCUGACGGCUCCAGCCCUGGCACCCUCAAUAUCCUCGUGAAGGUAAACAAGGGUCCGCUGGCAAACCCCAUAUGGAACGUGACCUCCUAUACUGGUAAAGGCUGGCUCAAAGCUGAACUUGCCGUCUCCACCUUCUGGCCCAAUGAAUAUCAGGUUAUAUUUGAAGCAGAGGUUUCGGACAGCAAAACUGGCUUCAUCGCCAUAGAUGACAUUCAGGUGCUCAGCUACCCAUGCGAUAAAUCCCCUCAUUUCCUGCGUCUUGGGGACGUGGAGGUGAAUGCUGGACAAAAUGCCACAUUUCAAUGCAUCGCCACAGGACGAGACACCUCGAACAACAAACUGUGGCUACAGCGGAGAAACGGCGAGGAUAUUCCUGUAGCACUGACCAAAAACAUCAACCACAGAAGGUUUGCAGCCACAUUCCACCUCAACGAAGUCACAAGCCAGGGUCAAGAUCUGUAUCGUUGCGUCACCCAGUCAGAGCGAGGCUCUGGGGUGUCUAACUUUGCAGGUCUCAUUGUGAGAGAGCCUCCGCACCCCAUUGCCCCACCACAGCUGUUAGGUGUCGGCCCUACGUACCUUCUGAUUCAGCUCAACGCAAACUCUAUAUUUGGAGAUGGACCUAUUAUAUUAAAAGAGGUUGAGUACCGGAUGACGUCAGGCAGCUGGACAGAGACUCAUGCUGUGAAUUCCCCCAACUACAAGUUAUGGCACCUGGAUCCAGACACGGAGUACGAGAUCAGAGUAUUGCUGACGAGACCAGGAGAGGGAGGGACGGGCAAAGCUGGGCCACCUCUCAUUACUCGGACCAAAUGUGCAGAGCCCAUGCGGACUCCAAAGAGGCUGAAGAUUGCUGAGACCAGGUCUCGUUUGAUCGCAGUGGACUGGGAAUCCCUGGGUUACAACAUCACUCGCUGUCACACUUUUAAUGUUACCAUCUGCUACCAUUACAUGACUGCCAACAACCGCAGCAAAGCUGACUGCUUGGAUAUGGAUCCUAAAGCUCCACGUCACCUGGUGGGAAACCUGCCCCCCUACACCAAUGUCAGUCUGAAGAUGAUUCUGACCAAUCCAGAGGGGAGGAAAGAGAGUGACGAGACCAUCAUUCAAACUGAUGAAGAUGUUCCAGGACCUGUUCCCAGUUUAUCACUUAGAGCCACUCCAUCUGAAGAGACCAUAAGCCUUUACUGGAAGGAACCAGCUGAGCCCAAUGGAGUCAUCAUACAAUAUGAGAUCAGCUACAGCGCUCUGCGCUCUUUUGACCCUUCAGUGCCUCUGCAAAGACCGGGGCUGACAGUGUCUCUGCCCUCCAACGCCACUCAUCACACAUUCUCCCAGCUUCACCCAGGUGUCACGUACCAGCUCUCAAUACGAGCAUCUACCUCCAAAGGCUUUGGUCCUGCAGCCACACUGAAUGUCACAACUAAUAUCUCAGCUCCGACAAUAGAUGAGUACGAUGUAUCGGAGGCAUUUCUGAAUGAAACUGCAACAACCAUCACCGUCCUGCUCAAACCUGCUCAAGCUAAAGGAGCACCUAUAAGCGCAUACCAGAUUGUAGUGGAGGAGGUGAAUCCUCAAAGGACACGUCGGCAAGCUUCUUCUGACUGUUACGAGGUUCCAGUUUCCUACCACAGCGCAUCUAGUGGUGGAUCCCCAUAUUAUUAUGCAGCCCAGCUGUCCCCAAGUAACCUGCCUGAGCCCCUCCCCUUUACCGUUGGAGACAACAAGACAUAUCAGGGCUUUUGGAAUCCUCCAUUGGCUCCAAGGAAAAACUAUAACAUCUACCUUCAAGCUGUUAGCAGCACGGAGAGGGAAACUAAGACUCAGUGUCUGAGACUGGCAGCUAAACGUGCCACAGAAGAGCCUGAGGUCAUCCCUGACCCUGCCAAACAGACGGAUCGUGUGGUGAAAAUCGCUGGAAUUAGUGCUGGUGUUCUUGUUUUUAUACUCCUGGUGCUGGUAGCCAUCCUGUUGGUGAAGAAGAGGAGGACCUACUAUUCAUACUCUUAUUACCUUCAUGUGAUCAUCCAUCCGCCCAUCAAGUCACAGGUACCAUGGAAACUGGCUAAAAAACGCAAAGAUGUCAUUGGAACAACAAGGCAGGAAAUGACACACAUGGUGAACGCAAUGGACCGCAGUUACGCUGACCAGAGCACUUUGCAUGGAGAAGACCCCAUGGCUGUAACGUUCAUGGACUCUCACAACUACAACAACAGAUCACCCAACGACCCUCUGGUUCCUACUGCUGUAUUAGAUGAGAACCACAGCGCCUCUGCUGCAGAGAACAGCAGGCUUCUGGAUGUUCCUCGCUAUCACUGUGAAGGAACCGAGUCUCCUUAUCAGACAGGACAGCUGCACCCGGCCAUCAGAGUGGCCGACCUCCUGCAGCACAUCAACCUCAUGAAAACAUCUGACAGCUACGGCUUCAAGGAGGAAUAUGAAAGCUUCUUCGAGGGCCAGUCGGCCUCCUGGGAUGUGGCCAAGAAAGAGCAGAAUCGCACUAAAAACCGCUAUGGGAACAUUAUAGCAUAUGAUCAUUCAAGGGUUAUUCUGCAGCCCACAGAAGACGACCCUUCCUCCGACUACAUCAAUGCCAACUACAUCGAUGUAAGUGGAAACGCAUCGAAUGCUACUAUUGGCUCCCAACGAAACCAACGAAACCACACUCCCUCGCUCAUUUGGCUGUACAGGGAUGGGUACCAGAGACCAAGUCACUACAUCGCCACUCAGGGUCCUGUUCAUGAGACGGUAUAUGAUUUCUGGAGGAUGGUGUGGCAGGAACAGUCGGCCUGCAUCGUCAUGGUUACCAAUCUGGUGGAGGUGGGAAGGGUUAAGUGCUACAAGUAUUGGCCGGAUGAUGCUGAGGUGUAUGGAGACUUCAAGGUGACAUUUGUGGAGGUUGAACCCCUGGCUGAAUAUGUGGUUCGCACAUUUACUCUGGAGAGGCGUGGUUUCAACGAGGUUCGGGAGGUCAAGCAGUUCCACUUCACGGGCUGGCCUGAUCAUGGAGUUCCAUAUCAUGCCACCGGACUACUGUCCUUCAUCCGCAGAGUUAAAAUCUCCAAUCCACCCUCUGCUGGGCCGAUUGUGGUCCACUGCAGCGCUGGGGCCGGACGCACAGGUUGCUUCAUCGUCAUUGACAUCAUGCUGGACAUGGCAGAGAGAGAAGGAGUGGUCGACAUCUACAACUGUGUGAAGGCUCUUCGCUCCAGGAGGAUCAACAUGGUACAGACUGAGGAGCAGUAUAUUUUCAUCCAUGACGCCAUCCUAGAAGCUUGUCUGUGUGGAGAAACAGCCAUACCAGUGUGUGAGUUCAAAGCAGCGUUUUAUGAGCUGAUCCGCAUCGACUCCCAAACCAACUCUUCCCACCUGAAGGAUGAGUUUCAGACAUUAAACUCAGUGACUCCUCAGCCUCAACCAGAAGACUGCAGCAUUGCGUUGUUGCCAAGAAACCAAGAUAAGAACCGCUUUAUGGAUGGCCUUCCUCCCGAUAGAUGCCUGCCCUUCCUCAUUACAAUAGAUGGGGAAAGCAGCAACUACAUCAACGCCGCUUUGAUGGAUCUGUCAGAAGAGUUUCAGAGCUACCGACAGCCUGCUGCGUUCAUUGUUACCCAACACCCGCUCCCCAACACCGUCAAAGACUUUUGGCGUCUAGUUUAUGACUAUGGAUGUACCAGUCUGGUGAUGCUGAAUGAGAUUGACCUGGCGCAGGGUUGUCCUCAGUACUGGCCGGAGGAGGGUAUGCUGCGUUACGGUCCAGUCCAGGUGGAAUGUAUGUCUUGCUCAAUGGACUGUGAUGUUAUCAGCAGACUCUUCAGAGUGUGCAACCUCACCAGGCCUCAGGAAGGUUACCUAAUGGUUCGUCAGUUCCAGUACCUGGGAUGGGCGGGGCAUAGAGAGAUCCCCGCCUCCAAACGCUCUUUCCUCAAAUUGAUCCUUCAAGUUGACCAGUGGCAGCGUGAGGGAGAGGAGGGAGAAGGAAGAACAAUAGUGCACUGCUUGAACGGCGGUGGGCGUAGUGGUGUUUUGUGUGCCAGCAGCAUUGUGUGUGAGAUGGCUAAGAGACAGAAUGUGGUUGACGUCUUCCACGCUGUGAAGACCUUGAGGAACAGCAAGCCCAACAUGGUGGAUACUCCGGAACAGUAUCGCUUCUGCUACGACCUGGCACUGGAGUUCAUUGAGUCGUCCUAAGCAGAGUGUGGAAGAGGGAGGUGGUGAAGAAGAGGUGAAGAAGAGCUGGGGAACAUCUGUACACUUCUCACGUGUUUGAUGCUUUGCUUUUGUUUGGUCCUGAAGCCCUUUUUUUGAUGGCCUUUCUGUUGAAUCCAACAUGGACUAUAAGUGCAGAGGGCUCCUUUAUGCAGUGGACUUUGAACAAGAAAUGUGGUGGAGAAGACUGCAGCAGCAGAAGAGGAGAAGUGAAUUGUUUUAUUCUUUUAUGUUUAUUGUACAGUUUUUCGAGUGCCAGAGGGCCCUUUUAUGUUUUAGGCCCCGAUUUAAAUGUUAGGCUCUCACCGCAGCCCCCUCCUACAGACUCGUUACUUUGUGCUGCAGUACUCAGUGUGCACUGUAGAUGUCUCCCUUCCCUUUGCAAUCUGCACUCAGCUUUUGAUUUUAAAAAAGGUUUUAAAAAAUGCAAGUUAUAGCUUUUCAGUGGCCCCACUUUCUGGCUAUCAUGCUAAUCUCAGAGUACUUUAGCUUGCCAGGCAUUUCAUCAUGGCGAUGUUUAAAUAAUUUCAACCACUGCUUUUGUAUCAGAAAGGGAAGACUAAAGUUGCAACCGAGCCAGACUCUGUGGACGCUUCUUUUUCUGAUCUACACCUCCUUAUGUUAUUUUUUCCGUUCAUUUCAGUGAACAAUUGAGCACCAUUUUCUAGAAAUACUUUACAGAUACUUUUAUUCCAUUUUAAAUUAGUCCCACAGAGAGGAUUAAAGACGGACAACGGAACAGAGAUUUAAGUGUUAAAAACAAAUUGAUUAUCAAUAUAGGUUUACAAGUUUAUUAUUUUGUAUUUGGUUUUUUCGUAUCAUGUACUGUUUUAUUGGGUAGAAGUUAGAAAGUCUUCUUUUCUACCCCAAAUUGUGAAAUUGAACACGUUUGAUUAUAAUCAUGUUUGUUGCAGGGCUGGGCCCAAUGCACUUUCAAUUCAGCCAGUUCACAAUGGAAAACCUUUCAAAACUCAAAAACACUAAAUAAAAAUAGAACAAAUUUAGGUCAAGACACAAACCUCAACGUUCUGUCCAAAAAGACUGAGGUUUAAUCUGAUUUCAUGAACUAAAUCACAGUUUCCAUUUAGGACUUGAAUGGGAUUGGAAGUGAGCUGACCCCAGGCUUCAUUUUUAUUUCCUUUUGUGCACUGGUGGCCAACAUUUUUUGUUUUUGUUUUAAUAUUAUUUUGUAGCUGAUGUUUAAUCAUAAGCCAAAGACUGUGUAAAUAUGUCUAUAUAGAUAAAGCACAUUGUUUGUAUUUAUUGUUUGUUUACUUGCAUUGCUUGUAAGAACAAUCAUUUUUCAUUCCACGUUUACUCGACCACCAGCGUUUCUUAAACUGUUUCGGGACACAAAAUGGGCAGUUUUUCCUCUAGAGUCUUGAGGGUAUUUGAUUUAACGAGCCCAUAAUGGUUCCCAAGCUUAGAGAUUAAAGAUUACACUUUCUCAGUUUGGGUCCAUAAAAGAAGAGUUUAAGAACCCCUGAUUGAAGCUGUAUAUUGAAGCUUUAGAAGUAGUCUUUCAGUAUUUAGGUGGAAUCCAGUAAUAUUGUCUUUGUUUUUCACCUGACAAAUCUCCGUGACGUUACUGUGUUGUUUUUUUUUUGUGUACAAGCCCACUGCUCUUUUCAUGGUCAGGACAACAUCAGUGCAUUGAUGUGCAUAAAGUAUUUCGGAUAAUAGCUCCUAUCCCUCUUAACGUCUUAGUCGGGAUAAGCUGUUUAUCUUCAUCCACAUAUCCUGUUCACCAUUAUCCCUGAAAUCACACCGACUGUGAUGAAACAGGCUUAGUGAGUGGAACAUGCAGAACUGUGAUACAAAUACAUUUAUUGUGCCUAAUCAUUUGAAUUUCUUUGUUCAAACAAGCAUUUUAACAGUAUCUUUGAGCGCUACAAUGCGUUCUCAUGGACGAUCACUGUUUUGAAAACCUUAAAUCAUCAUUUGUUGUGUUUAAUUCAUUAGGAUGCUUCUUUGUGAGGCUUUAUGAGCUUAUUGAAUUUAAAAUACUUCUGUUUGUGCACAAGUUAUAGAGACAAAAAAAAAAGAAAUAAAAUAAAAACUUUAUUGUAAAUAAAAUGUCAGAUGCUCUGCCCGGUUGGAGCAGCUUGUAAGGAUGUUCUUGUAAGUAAAUAUCAUAUCAUUUGCGUAAGAGGGCUUGAUUGUUGAACUAACAGUAGAGAUCUAGUUGAUGGAUGAAAUUUCAGAAAAUUUGUUUUGUAAUUGAUUAAUUCCAGACUGUACACCUGGUGAAUUUAACAUCAUAAGAGGUGGUGUUCAAAACGCUUUCAGUUUUUACCAGGUGCAUGAGUUUUUCCUCUUAUUUUUUUAACUGUUGGUGAAACAUCAGUUUUCACAUUUAUUUCUUCACAUUUCUGGUCUGACCUGCAGAAGGGAACAGAAAUGCAGAGACCUUGUGUUUAUCCAGCUUUAUCUUUUCUCCGGUGAUGUUGGGGUUUGCCAGUUGUACAAAAGGAACGACCUGUCCAGUCAUACCCAUUCACCUCAAGUAAAUUCUGUCUGGUGAAAUUGGUCUGGUACCUCCUCCAUUCCCAACCAUUUCCUCUGGCACAGAAUGUACCUACGUACCUAAGUAUUUAUUUCAACAUAGAUGAUAAAGAACAUAAUCUAUGUCCAUAAAUAUUUUUGCAGGUGAGUUCAUAUCAGCUCCAGACCUUGGUCAGGCAGACAGCAUGAGUGAUGCUUGUGCUUAACGUGCAUCCCUCUACUUGGUUCAUUCCAGAUACACCAACUCGUUCAUUUGUCUGCCCAAAGUCAAAUCCAGACGAACCAGACUACUUCUUUAUAUCUAAGAGGAGAAGAAUUUGGAUGGCUGGUCAGACUCGAUUCCAAGGUGUUUACAAAAAGUAAAUACAGUAUAUACAACUCUAUUAACUUUAAAUUUAAUGGGAAAAAAAUAACAUUCCUCCAUCAUAAAAAUGAAGUUGUGGCCCUGGUGAAGCUGGUGUCUGGACGAGAGGCCAGUCUGAGUACAGAGUUGAUAUUCAUGAUUCAUAAUUAUUCCUGUCUGUAAUGUUUGGCUUCUUUGCUGUAAUAAACCACUUCUUUCACUACAA